AUGCCAGUCGUGGACCCCGCCGUACAAAUGGGGCGCGACAGGGUAAACGGAGGGGUCAACAAUUGCGACUGACAUAUAUUCAGUCCAGGCGUACGUAGGCAGGCAAAAACACGUAGUUUGCUUGUAAAAUUGUAUAUACAGGGCGACUUACGCAAGGAACGUGCCCGCGCAUCCUAUACUGAAAAACGUGCAGAACUCUUGAUCAGUCCUGUUAAAAUCAAGAAACCAUUGACCUGUUGGACUGGGUCAUGACCCCGUCCGUUCUUAUUAGAAACAGCAUUCAGGAAGGAGCAUGGAAAGCCAGGCGACUCCCAAAAUCAGUCUCUUGCAUAUCUUUUAUGUCGCUGCCCACCAAUAUUUACGUCGCAUUGUUAUUGGAUGUCACUUUUCGGCAAUCUCAUCUCUUUCACAUAUUUGGCCCCAUUUAGAUUAUUUAGGCGGUUGCGCUUAUAAUUUCCAGUUUACAGACACUGUAUGCACUAUGUUUACUUAAUCUUCACAUUUGUUUUAUUUCGUCCUGCUAUCGAAGCUUAGCUUGGUAGAUGGAAACAUUAUAAUGUAAUCUAUCUACCAUGGCAUGUCCUUGGCCUUGACUCCUGGCUAAGGUGCAUUGGGCCACCGGAUUUGUUGCAUCCUAUUCUCUACACACCACCCUCAACUAUCAGUUUGGGUGUUGGACAGUGUAAAUAUUCAAAAACGUUUGCGAACCUUUUGCCAGAAAACAACAAUCUAUCCAAUUUAUAUAUCUGCAAGCUAUCAGCGAUUCACCCGUAAAUACUUCAGCGGUAACUUUUUGGGUAGAGUUUUGUCUCUUUGUCAACUGUUCUGCUGCUAAGCUACCUACUAUAAUCUGCGCAGUAUUGUAGUGCUUAAUUUCAUAACCACGUGCACACCCACAGAAGUGAAUCCAGAUAUCCCCCUAGUGAAAUAACCGAAGGGUUGUUAUAACCAAAGGUAGGGAUGGGUUGACACUUACCACUGGUGAGUAACACGGUUGUCUUUUUGGCAGUCGAUCAAAAAGUAUCUGUAAAGAACGUGCCCUCUACCAGUUCCUUCCAUAUUUUAAAUUUUGUUUUCGUUGUAGAUAUCCAAGAAUGAGGGUUGUAAGACACACUCAUUGUUUUUCUGGCACGCUUGCAUUGUAUCAGAAAAACAAAUUGGCUCCCUGGUACUGCACCCAUGUAAAGCUGCCAUCGUCAGUAUUGUGUUAUUCUAUUAACUGCCGGAGCACGGAUGACAAAACAUUUCAUCAUCGUAGCGUAAAUAACAGAUGACCAUGCGGCGUAUUUCACUCAUUCUGAGAGGUAGGCUUCCAAAAUUGCAGCGAUUUGUCUUACUGUGAACUGUCGUCACGAUUGAGUUGACUUCCACACUGUGAAUUCAGUCAGUCCGCGAGCCUUGCAAAUACAGUUGAAUUGAGCUUUUAGACAACUGGCAGUAGGCACCUAAAGUCAUAAUGCCACGUUGCUAAGCAAAAAACCAUUACACAGCCUGAGGGAGGUGGAAAUGUACCCACUCUACUUCAGAUGAGCACUUACGAAUUUCCUCUAACAUUUCGUGAUGGUAUGAUAUGUUUUGGUUUAUACGCACAGGAAACGGAAAAAUAAAUGUGCAGGUAGAAAUCGCCACAAGGCUGUACAUUAGAAGACUCUGAUAGAGUAGCCAUUGAAGUAUUUUCGAUUGCGGAUGCGUCAUUCAUCAUAAAAACCACUUUAAUGACGAGCUGUGCGACACCGUGGUUUGCAUACUGAGAGGAGGGCAACGCUGGAUGCUCACCCAUUUGACUCAAAAAAGGGACAAUGGCACCCCAAUAGUGUAUGAAAAAAUGUCAAAGCCACAUCAGAAUUAAUAUAACCUCUUUAUUUUUCUCACUUAUUAGUUGGAAUUUGCGAUGCUGACAGCAUUACGAUUUCUCGAACAGCCACAAUCUCCGCACUGGUAAAAGGCUUUAUAGUCCGACUUACAUGUGAAGAUGGCAUCGAAGUUCCCCUUCCUUCCGGAGUCAUUUGAAUGCCGGAAAUAAGGGAAGAGGCUUGAUAUCAACGGCCCAUUUCAGGAGGUAAAUAUUGUGCACCAUUGCUCCAUACACCUUGCCUUCCCAUAAGUCCUCGUUUUAACAGGUGGGUUAUAUUAUCCGAAUGCUUGGUAAUGUGUUAUGCAGAGUAAAGUCCCAGCGUGCCCUCAGAACGGGCCACGUGUUAGAUGCGCUGGGCCAACACGGGGGCCACAUCGGACUCUGGCAGGCGUUAUCUAUGCGCAAUAACAAAUGCCAACAUUUGCGGGGUUGACAGGCAGUUAAUCCAAAACCACGAUCUCUUUAAUUUCCACAUGUGCAAUCUUUUAGCGGUUUAUCUGUUAGUGCCUUGACGGUAACCUAUGGGAUACAGUCUUGCCUCUCUGUCAAACGUCCGCAGCUAAGCCACUUAUUACAAUCUGGUUAGGAUUUUAAUUCUUAAUUUCAUACCCAUAUGCACUCCUACAGAUGAAAAAUAAGCUAUUCAGAAGCCUGUGCAUUUCCCGGCUAUCCACGCAGUUGUAACUUUUAAAAACUUUUUAGUAAGAGUUUACUAAGCGAAGUCUAAUAAAGUUGAAAAAUAGAUCACAUGUUCUUAUCCGCCAUUUGAUGGCGUAUGUGAUUGGCAAAACGAAAUUUUCAACGCUGGAAAUGAUUAUCAUGCUUUUACUGAACUGAUAUUCAGAGCCCGGACACAAGGUUACUUAAACCCAGCUGUUGUUAAGCUUUCGGGAGUAGUCGAAGCCGUCGUCACACAAACUGAGUCCAACGUAACUGAUUUUAAUGUGUAUAGUUAUUAAUCGAAUAUCUUCCAAAGCGUCUUGUGUUGUCACCGAAUAUAAUUUCUCUCCCCGCAUCGCCUUCGGAAGCAGAUUUGUCAUUUGGUACUAAAUGACUAAUUGCAUCAGCGUAGACUUUUCGUUUACGGGCACAUGCUUGUGACGGUGAUCCAAACUUGCAUCAUCCAUAGAUUGCAUCGUUUCUGGCCUAUAGGACACGUGUCUGCACGCGCAAUAUUGCCUUAAGGCAGAAAAUAUCUUAUGUCGCGUCCUGCGUGUAUCAUUACGGCCUGAACAAUUUGGUUCCAUGAACCCUUCAUGUUACCAAACUAAAAAUAAAACAACCUUAAAACAGACUCUUUUGAUUUCGAUGACCAAAUGCAGGGGAGAGAGGACAAUUUUUCACGGAGUCCACACUUCCUGACCUCGACGAUGUGAUGGAGAUACAAAUCCGUUGGAAACCCUUCACGGGGGCACAUUUGAUAAACUUGACAGAGGGUAGUAUCCCGAGUGGUCGUAAUAUUUUGUGGACGUAUCGUAAACCACCGCCUCACUGAGAUGGUCUCCGCAGGGCUUUCUUGCACCUUUCUUGAGAGACUGAAUAUGUCGUUUAACCACGUUUUAAGGACAUUUCUGUUUUGUGUAUGUGCACUCGUCUUAAUGUUAGCGGACCUCCUGUUCUGGCUGACGAUCCUGUGAAUGCGCCUAUGACGCGGACCGCAACAAUAGUCUUACUUAUCAACACUAGCUGCCGCUUCUGGCAGAAUCAACCUUUGAAUAAAUUGAAAGAAGAGUCUUUGCAUAGUGGUACUCGCGUCGUUGAAAGAAAAUCUUUCUCAAGGGGGUAUCACAGAGUUCAAAAAAUCCCCAAACUUUCCCCCUCCAGCCAAACUACUUACUCUUCCAAAGUGAAAAUUCGUCAAUUUCCAUCUAUACUCUUCCCACAUCGAUGAGUCUUGUCAAUAUGGGCAACACUGUCGAAAGCAGAGUAAAAUGUGCUAUUCUGCAGAACUGAAUCAUACAACUCAGUCAUACAAUUGAUGUCUGUUUUGUGAUAGAUUUGUUAUUAGGGCCACUCAGGGUUUAUAUACCUAUAACGUUUAGUGUGUAUAAAAUACCAGUAAUCAAAGCUAGUAUUGUGUUGGUUGUCUCUGAAAUGUGGGCCGAUCGAAUCAAGCAAUUUUUUAAGGGCAACGUUUUAGGGGAACCUAAGCAGCUUCUGGUAUUUCACCAUCGGACUACAAAGCAAAAUAGUAAACGUCUUACAAACGGACUUUAGAGAACUACAGACAACAAUCUUUACUGUAGUUAAGAAAGUUCAAUCAUCGCGCCGACUACCACCCCGCUUGGGGUCUAUUAUUUCGGCGAAAAUGUUCUUUGCGUACUUCAGAAUUUGUGGUCCAACGUGGAAUUGCUCGCAAAGCUAGGAAAGCUACGAGACUCCCGUUUUGUUAUUUGUAUGCAAUUUUAACGCUUUCAGCGUUCGUCUGUAUCGACAUCGGUUUAACAAAUUUUCCUGAAAGAAACAUAUCGAGUGGUUUAGACUACUCUAACUGAAGGGGCCUUAUUAAAGCUACCCAAAUCACAGAAAAUGCUUUCUACUUAACCUAGUUUCCUCUUUAACUGCUACGAAAUCAGUUAAACGGUACAGAUACUAAGGUAAAUGAUAUUAUAUGCAGUAGAGGAGAACUCAGGAGCGAGUUGAUCAUAUGUGUUUUUUGUGAAAGUUAUCUGUCGGAGUGUUGAGAUUCUGGGGCUAUAACGCUAGACCUAUAUUAGAAUAACUUCACUUACUUGCGGCAACUUGGUGACUAUGUUGAGUUGGCUCGUGCAUGUGCAACUUGUACAUUUCAAUAUUUUCCAAUUUGAAAAAAGCGGAAUUAUAAUGCUUUAGUGCUGCGGGGAACUUCCUGUCGUGCAAACCGUGAUAUCGUCUACAGUUACUUAGAACUGUUCUAAAAACGCCUUUAGGUUCCAAUUUAUGGUUCUAAUUUUCUCAGACUUGAUUUAUUUUGGAAGUCCGGAUACUUGCCCUGGCCUUGACAGCAGAUGACAGUUCGCAGUCGCUUUGAUAACGGUCACUGUAGUGCAGUCGCAACAGACGUCUCGCCGGAGGAGUCCGGAGGUACAGAGUCACGCAAUUUCGUUGAGUUUUACCUCCAGUGUUAAAGUCGCCGACUUAGGAAGUUAAUCAGGAGGCGUUUGCAUGUUUUCAUGGCCUGACUCGUCUCGCAGUUGCCGUUCAACGAGUUCUGGGGAAACCAACACACUUUGGAAAUCCAAGACGAAAUGAAAAUCAUGUUUUGCAAUCGGAACAUAUGGAUGGACGUCACGCAUAUGCGAUUGAGUUUUAUCAAUCACCGUCAACAGAAUCUGAGCUCGCAGCUAAAACAAAUGAGCAGCAGUCUGUGUGACUAAGUUGUCCCUGAUUGGGACCUCUUGUGAUUUCAACCUAUGUUUUUCGUAUGCCCAACUGACAACUUGGCCAAACUUUCGUCCGUACGCCGGUUGCUUGAUUACGACUAUGCUGAUAGUAUCGUUCUAGUAGUGCCGGGCUGUGUUGAACGGCGAACUUCAGUUCCAUAAAAUCACCAAGUCAGUCGUUUUUUCCUAAAGUAUGAAGUUGCUGUUAAAUGACAUGAAUUAUAUGGACACCGUCGAUUGAGUUCGUGUUGUUCACAGGGCUCGCUCAAGCCCUAGAGUAUUUAUGAACCGGUUGUCAAGCUUCCACAGUUACGAAGAUCCCCGUCCGGCCAGUCCUGUACAAUUGCGAAUGCUGAGCUGUGCGUGUAAAGGGCCAAUGAAAGCUGAAGGUCUUGGCUUUCUUUGGACGAAGCAUACCAAAAUUUUCCUAACGAGACAGUCCUUAGUACCGCAAUAGCAAGUCGCUUUAGGGCAGGACCGUCAAAAACAUCAUCCGUCCACCAAGGCAAUAAAAUUCGAAAUUUGCAAGGUUUAAGCAGAUUUAUUGCCUGGAGCAGCUUUAUCCCGUCUAACUUCCUCUACAGCAACCAACCCUUUGCUCAUUUUCUGAUAAGAAGCUACAUUACGUCAUGCUUGUGAGCUUCCCAAAGGACCCUUUGGGAUGCCCGUCUUCCAACUCAUACGUACAUGUAUAUGUAGAAUAUUUGUGUUUGGUAGCUAAGAUGGCGAAAAUCACACCGACUAGGGAUUGACCUUAAGGGCGUGGUUUAUUACGGAUUUAGAUAGUUUUCCCAGUAGGAACAAAAAUGUACGUCCCAGAACCUAAACAAGGACCAAAAGAGGAUCUCUUAAUCAGCGACUCACAGUUCUAGUGGGAAACCUACCCCUCAUAUAAUGCAUUGUGUGCAUGCGACCCCGGGAAUGUCAAUAAGUCGGUUAAAACCCUUUAGAUGCUAACUAAUUACCCUUGGAAUGCCGUGCUCGUUUGUGUUUCUUCGUACUUUUGCACGGUUUGUUACUCUGCCUUCUUACUCAUCCUCAUAGACAAAAACAAAGACAAUCAGCAGAUCAUAAAAUCUUCGGCAGCGUGGAUUCAUCACCGACGAUGGAGGGGAUUCGCAUACAAGCCGACUGGGAUAAGGCUAUUAUGUAAGUGCCGGUCUUCCAGUGGGUGUUUACGAGAUUUUGUGUCUUAGCGAGAAGGAUUCAUCCUUUUGGUUCCACUUAUAUGACGCUGGUAAGUAUGAUUUUACGGAAAACGAAAACCAAACUCGGCCUUCAGAGAAAACCUACUAUCACAAAAUGUUUAUCAAUCCCGAGGGCGGCCUUGAACCCGACUGUGACCGCGUCAAGUGUUCCGUCGUUACCCCAGUACGUUUAUGACCAUGAAACGUAGUCGACUAGCACCACUUUCCAGUCGCAAAGUUGUCUAUUUUUUCUGUUUUGAAGAAGUCGAUCUUGCUGAAGGACAUAGACCGGAAUCUGCAGACGACUUUUCGGUGCCCAGAUGUAAAGUUCUCCACCAUACACAAAAUCACGAGGCAGGUAAUCUUUCAAGGCCUUCUGUGGUAUCGUAAGCACUUUUCAACGUAGCCCUCAAUGCACCUGAAUUCCUUUGAUGUAAACAAUACCGGCGAAUUGGCGGUCUCGGCAGCAAGCGAUCAAACCGUGCUUCUUUGGGAAACCAGAACUGGCGAUGUUCGGGUAAGACUAUUUACUGGGCAAGGUACACUAGAUUACGACUUGUAACGCAUUUUUGUCUCCUUGAACUGCUUUCUCUAACAGCACCAUACCUUUAUAUGACGAUUUCACUAUAGCCUGAUGGCAUGUGUAGUUGAUUGUUCCAUCUGCCUUUACAUUUGUAUGUCAGUGUUAUUUUAAAGACCGCACAAUGGACGUCCACGCCGCAGCUAAGGCUCAAGGAAGUUGUAGCUUACUCUCGCUAUCAAUUGCCAGGAGAGGCAGGACAUAUCUAGCCUGCAGUCUUCUAAAGAGCUAUCCCGGAAAGGGCGUUCAGCGGUCAGAUUACGGAACAUAGUAGUACCGUUCCUGGCGUCCUCACAACCGCUCCCAUAACAACCAGCAAUGAUGCGGUACAGAGUACCGUCAAGGGUAGGAGAGACUGGGGUCGGACACGGGUCCCCCACAUACUACAGGUGACCUUACGCUAAAUUUCCAGCAGGACGCCUGUCCCCAUGUCCCUUCCUUAACCCAAACGUUCCUAGCCAUAACGCCAACGUCAACCCUAACACCACCCUUCCCUGGUAGGGGACCCCGACCGAUCGUUCUUACGGAACUCACUCGUUCCGUUUUGACUUACGGACUCUCUCUCGAGCCCAACCAGCAGCCGCACAGCGGCGCAUGAUGUAGGCAGUAUGUUAUUACCGGCAAAGGCAAGGGAAACUGGAAUGGCCAUUUUCGGCUUAUUAUCUGUCGUCAACCAGUCAUAUCCAACGUCGAAGUGUGGAGCACCUGAAGCUCGAAAUCGCGGCCUGUUAGUUAGAAGUCCAUGCCUCUAACCACUGGGCCACGAGCCCGUUGCCCUGUCGGUUUUCGAUCGGGAAUAUACAAUGGUAGGGGGCGCUCACCGAUCGUUAUUACGGGACUCACUCAUUCCGUUGUGACUUACGGACUCUCUCUCGAGCCCAACCAGCAGCCGCACAGCGGCGCAUGAUGUAGGCAGUAUGUUAUUACCGGCAAAGGCAAGGGAGACUGGAAUGGCCAUUUUCGGCUUAUUAUCUGUCGUCAACCAGUCAUAUCCAACGUCGAAGUGUGGAGCACCUGAAGCUCGAAAUCGCGGCCUGUUAGUUAGAAGUCCAUGCCUCUAACCACUGGGCCACGAGCCCGUUGCCCUGUCGUUUUCGAUCGGGAAUAUACAAUGGUAGGUGGCGCUCACCGAUCGUUAUUACGGGACUCACUCGUUCCGUUGUGCCUUACGGGCUCUCUCUCGAGCUCAACCAGAAGCCGCACAGGGGCUCAUGAUGUAGGCAGUAUGUUAUUACCGGCAAAGGCAAGGGAGACUGGAAUGGCCAUUUCCGGGGCUUAUUAGCCGUCGUCUGCCAGCCGUGCCCAACCCCGAAGUGUGAAACACCUGAGGCUCGAAAUCGCGGCCUAUUAGUUAGAAGUCCAUGCCUCUAACCACUGGGCCAGGGAGCCCAUACUCCCGUGCCCGACCGUUUCUGAUUUGUUAACUGUCGUCAACCAACCGUACCCCACCCUAGGUCUGGGUGGCCUUCGCGGCCAUGCUCGCCCCUGUUGGGUCUCCAUGCGUGAUCAAGAGCAGGAGUGCUGACAAGCGCUCGCCAGCACUCUGCCGAAACUCCUUGCGUGCGCCAUGUUCCGCAUCCUCCGGCCGAAGAUGGCAGUCUGCAUUUCACUCUGACUGACAUAAGAGACUUCUGAACACUGAUGUAAUUUCUCGCCGGUGCUUCCGGCUGCUGAUUUAAGGUCCUCUUGGUUUCUUGCUUUAUCAGCUUUUGUAGAGUGACAGAUGUUGUACGAAGGCCUUAGUAAUAUGGUGCCCUUUUAAGGGUUGGUUGUGUGGUCAUGACUCAGUUUUUAUAGGGUGGAUGCAGUUGUUAUCACUGCGUGCCCCUCAAAUGGGCCAUACUGUAGAUGUGUUAGACCAACCCGAAGGCUACAUCGGAUUCUGGCAGGUCUUAUCGAGAAUGCGCACCAAUGACAGAUACCAACACUGGAUGCGUGUUGGCGCGCCAGGUGCGGACACACGCUGGGCCAUUUAAGGUCCUUGUCGCCCCCAUUUUUGCUGUUGAAGAUCCUAGUCAAAUGUCUGUUGUGAACCAGCGGAGUGCUGUAGUACACCCAGGUGCGGGUUCGCACCGUGCCAGCCACAUACACGGUCUUCUUGACUCUGUCUUGAUGCCAAAUCCAGAUGGUGGAGGAGGAGGGGGAGGGGGGGGGAGGAGGAGGGGGGGGAGGAGGAGGAGGAGAGGGCGCGGUAGGUGCAGCGCAAGAUAUCCAUCAUUAUAAGAUAAUUCACACGCAGUUCACUGUCCCUAAUCUCACUCUACGGUGGAGUACGCGAUGAGCAUCGCCGACAACGACACUCAAACUGUUGUGCUAUCCCUAGGCUUAUUAAGAUGUCAGACAGGCAUGCCGAAAUAGAAUAGAAAGAGUCGAUCAUCGCGAUGGCAUCGUUUCCCGCGGAUCUUUCGGAAGCUGCAUACAGUGCAUGACCUAACUCAUGAAAUGUGUCGAAAUUUACGAAUGAUUGCGAAUCCCUCGCAACUCGACUCCAUUUCAUGAGUCAAAUAUCUAUGGUAAUUAUGUACAAGUUUAAAAGAUUUAAAAACUUAAAGGAAACCUUAUAGGCAGUGUUGCGUUGUUUAGAAAUGUCGAUUUAUUUUGAAAAGCCCAAUAUCCCGAAAACGUCAGAAAUGGCUCUAAUUAAGUAAAGUUCGUUUUUAGAGGUAUAGACCGAAUUCUCAUACAUAGAAUCACGUUUAAUAACAGCGUUUCAGUGACGUUUGCAUCUAAAUAUGGUUUAAUAAGUAGUGUGAAUUCAUAUAUGACGGUCUGUCAACUGCCUACACUUUGGGUUUAGAUUCUAAAACAGUUUUCCAUUAUUUCCUUGACUAUGUGGAGUUAAAUGAGAUGGAGUUCAACGAAAGAAGCUGGAUUCUGCUUGAUUUCGCCGAUGGGGACGUCGUGGGAUCGAAAGUGUUCAUAAGGUGACAUGCCACGAGGCCGGCUAAUAAAUUUAAAUAGGACUGACAGGCGUGAUCGUUAACAUACCAUUGUGUGUUUUUAGAGAGAACUCUUUAUCCGUUAAGUUUAUUUACACUUCUCGUUCGUUUUGGAUUACGUUGAGUUUCAGAUCGGCCUCGAAAUCUUGCUGAAUAAUUCAUGAUUUUCAGUUUUUUACCCGAUCGCCCAUAAAGGCAGAUUCUGAAUUACCUGUCUGUUCAGAACUUUAAAAUAAGAUUGUUCUUGAAGGCAUUUACCGAAUUACUGAGUGUUCGGGCGCCCCUUUUCACGAAACUGGUCGUUUGGGUCACAUUUGAAGACUCGUUCAAACAUCAAACCUCAUUUUCGAGAAAAAUAAUUGUCCUCAACGAAAGUCACCAACGAUUAUGCCUUGAAUCAAUCAGAAAACUUUCCUUAAUAUGUUACCUCUUUAGGAAGUGCUUUAUUACUGCACUUUGUCGACGGAUCUCUGUGUACUUUGCAUUUUUGCGCGGCGGGGCCAAGUAAAAUUUUGACACUUUUGACAGUUUCUUUCACGUUCCUAAGCAAUAAUAAUAUUCUCCUACCACAAACGCACGAACAUGCCUUUCUCUAUACAUUGCGGCCAUUUCUACUGUUGUUGUUAACUUUUAGACCCCGUUCUUCGAUUAUGAUUGCACCGCAGAGCGCCCAUACAAAUACUAAUAUUUUGAUUAAACUAAAAAUGUUUUGCUCGUUCUAUUUCUGAAAAAAGUAUGCACAAAAGUUAAAAUACUAGAAAAGGAGCGUGUCAUGUGUUUAAAGCUGAAAAUGAUCAUUCCGUGGUGGUCAUCUAUAUGACAUCAGGUAGAAUUUUUCAAAAGACUAAAAAAAUUCAGCCCAUUUAAACGAAGGAAUCUCUGUCUGCGUUACUAUUGCACUUUAGGGCACCAAUUCGCACAGAUCUGCUGAUUUGACAUAAAGGAAUUGACAAUUUCCCUGGUUUUCUUAAAAUAACCUUUUUGUUAAGAGAUUGAUAACCAUGGUCAACAUCGGACACGAAAUAAAAUUUCUAGUCCGGCAAAAUCUGUUUAUGAAAAGUCUCGCGAGUAAAUUACUAUUCUUUCAAUGAAAAAGUCGCUCAGGUGCGUAACUGGAGCCUAGGACAUGUAUUAGCAUAGGAAAUUGCACGAAUAUAUUCCAAAGUCCAUUUUCGCUGAAUCUUAUGAAUAUUUUACUUUAUAUAAUUAAGUAAACACAAUAUAUCCACAAGAAAAGGACACUUUAUUGAAGGAUGUGGAUGAGCGAGGAAAAUGCGCCACGUUAAAGGCGUCCAAAAAUUCUCUUAUCAGAUUUCAUGAGAUAGGUCAGGUACUAUAUGUGCCUGUGCAUCAACAGAGGCUGGCCCUUGUGCUGUUUGCGACGGCACUCUCAACCGAACAUGCAAUGUUUGCUGCCUGGUCCUGGAGAGGGUCGCCAUGGUUAACCACUCACGAGGGAAGGGAAGGAGGGUGGGCGACGCGGCCAAUCUUUUGGUGAGCUUGGCCACCUGCGAGGUGUGUUCUGCGCCCUCCAAUCAACGAUAGUUUUUUUUUACUUUGAUUAAGCGUUCCCCCGCCCUCCCCCCUGCAGUGGCCGACCUGCGGGGUUUGAUGGACUGAAUGCGGUUGCGUAGUACGAAACGCCAGAGACGUCUUGAUUAUUGUUGCAUGCCAGUGUACGCUGGUCGGAUUUAGGUGUGGUCCCCCACACGAGCCGUGACUUAUUGUCGCGUCUCUGUAGGUCUAUUACUGCACUGCAUCCACCAGAGGUGUUUUUCAGCUGGCACGCGAAAACAACUCUUUGUAGUUAUUCUAUAACUCACAAACGUAUCAUUACUAAGGGUUUGUAUGACUUUGUACGGAUUACCUGAACCGCUCGUCUUUAUAACUAUACUUUUGAGACGGAUGCACAUUUAUCUUUGGUCUCCUUUUCAAACGCCUACAUUCUUCGAGAAUGCUACUUUUUGGUUAUAUCCUAUCCAAUAUGGUCUUGGAUGAAAGCUCUUCGAUCCAGACUCAUUAAUGACCCUUAAGUCUGAUGCAGAUCAUCAGUACGCAAAUAUGACUCCAGCUACGCGUCAACAGAUCCUGCCCUCCUCUUGCCUGUUUCAGCGCUCAUUUGCUGGGCAUGUCAGUGAGGUCUACUGCUGUCGUUUCUUCCCCUCUGGAUUGGUUGUUAUCACGGGUGGCGCGGACAUGCAGUUAAAAAUAUGGUCAGCCCUCGACGGAGAGUGCGCUGCAACACUGCAACCGGGUUCUGGUGGCGCCGAUGGCAGCGGGCCCAAGGAACCGGGUGGACAUCGGUCUGGUAUUGUAGACGUCGACUUUAUCGAGCGGGGAAGGAAUAUUGUCAGUUUGGAUCGGGGUGGUUGGUUACGUCUAUGGGACGUCUCCACACAGGUUAGUUUUCCUUUUCCUGUGCCUUUCAGUUUUUCCGCAUAGUAGGCACUCAUAAUUUUGGUGUCUUUUCAUUAGUCUAUUUUGUCUAGUGGCCUUUUUGGAAUCAAACUUCAAUACGGAAUGGGGAGUCCAUUAUGAACCUUAUGCAGCGGCGACUUUCAGCGUUCAUUCCGCACUCAGGAGCUUCCAUAAGUCGCACUCUAAUCCAGUCAUUUUUCCACCCACUGGUUUAAUGCGACAAACUGGACUGCAGAUCACCAGCAAUAAUUUGCUCUGUAAAGGCGUGUUUGCAGUUCUCAGAAAACCACCAAUACGUCACAUAUUGUGACCUUCAACAGCAGUAAUCGUCUACCUAAAGAAAUAAUUUGAAAAAACUUUAUUUGCUGGGUUUGAGGCGCACCUCACUGUACCAGCCGACGGAAGACCUGGGCUAGCUGGACAAAUUGAUACUUUUCUUGCCUGAGUAGGCACCAAACGACGACCCGAGGUGGAUUUUGCUCGACUGGGUUGUCUGCAGAAUUGUCUGGGUAGAAAAAAAAAUCUGUGUCAAAAAUUACCCAUUAAAAGUUUGUCGUAAGGGAGGCCGUGGCGAAUGACUUGAACCGCCCGCAGUAAACAGACUUUUUCCGCUAUCAUCCAGUUUUAUGCUGUGAAAAUGUUUACUUGCAACAAUUAAGUAGACAUUAUGUUUAAUUCUCAAUGAUAAAGGAGCAUCGGUAGUCCACUUUUGUAACUGGGUUAUUUGUUGAUAGAUUAUGGCAAGCCCUUCAAGUUAAACACAUUAUUUUAAUAACUACGACCCCAUGGUUUGCAAAAACCGACUACUCAUUAUGCGUACUCUUUACUCCAAACUUGCAGAUUGCGAUUUCAGCCAUGUCCGUGGUGCCGGAGAAGGAUGGCGGCAGGGCGCAUGUCAAUUGCGACAUUGAACACGAACCGCAGUGUUGUGCCGUCAAGAAUCGCCACUGGUUGUCGACCCCGGCCUGCGAUGUUACAGAAGUGCCUUCCAGCUACUGCAGUAUGUUUUCUUGCCAACUACUGCGUGUUUGCGCAUGAAGUAGAAGUUUUUACGAGUACAUUGGCACACUACUUGGGGCGGCCUGUGUAUCCCCUCCUUCACUGCCGCCACGCAUGCAUCCUAGUGGUUUAUAUCUGAUGCCUGGGAAAUAAUUAUUUAGACAAACCAACACUACCGGGCAGCAAAAGCAGUCUGUUCAUUUACAGUCCACCACGCACCCCGUUUCCAUCAAGAUCCUCACGAAAUUGUCUAUAAAGCGACGGUCAAACCCCGUUAUCCGACUUGGCUGGUUGGCUAAAUCAAAUGUGGGAGAUAGCCAGUGUGCCUCUCAUACGUCAGUGCAUUUCUUUGCGAAGCCUUGUUCAGUCGUUGCAGAGGAGUUAGGCCUCUUCUUACCUGACCAGCCACCACCCCCAUUAUCACUACCGUGGAGGGUGAAUGCGGGAAGGUAAGACAUGCUCGAUGUUGCACAAGCCUCCCAGAGCAUUGCAGAGGGAAGUAGCUAGUGAUAGUUCUCCUCUUUGACGAAAGAAUUAUCGAGUGCAUCCCGAGUAGGAACAACCAUGGUUGCUAAUGACGCCCUGCCUAUCCUCUUUGUGCUCCCUAGCGACUUAUUACAUGGUGCAGAGGCUCCAGUCUUGCGCUAGUGCAGUAACAGAUGCGUUUUUUACUGAAUCACUUUAAACUGACUGGAAUUACUACUGAAAUGACUACUCCAGUUGUGCUAUGCAGCGGCAGGGUUGUCAGCUAGCGCCUCUGCUGUCAUUAUGGCUAAUGAUGCAACAUGUGUAUGCUGCUGUCUGCCGGUGGGCAGUUCGGGAAUACUGCGUGAUUAUCCCGUUGAGGUUGGUGACUUUCGACCUAGAUAUUCAAGUCGACUUUUGGACUGAGGCUAUAAAGCUUUAGUUCGAAUAAUUUCCUCCAAGGCAGUGCAUUUGUCUGCAAGAUUGAAAUUUUAAAACUACAGUAUCUACCAGAAAGCACAUAGGGAGCGCCGGGAGGACCCCUCGUAGCUGUGUUAUAUUACAGACGGAAUAUCGACAAAACACGUGUCUCGGCGUUGAGUAAGUACCUGUUUUGUCAAUAUGGUGAAUAACUUAUCUGUCCCCUCAUAGCCACUUUGCGUUUGUAACUUGCAAAAAAGGAAAUUGAGUGCCCCUUUUGAUCUUAAAUCAGACAGAUGUUUUAGCGACAAGGUUUGGGAACUUUGCGAUUAAUUUCAUUCAGUCACUAUUUACUCAAUUUACUGAGAGUGCAUUGAUUAAAAUGUCAUGCUCAGACUGACUAUUAAGUGGCGUGUGAUUAUUUCGGGCUAAAAGACGACUACAAUUCCGAGCAGACAGUGGUUUCACUGCGUUCAUUAAGCAGUGCCAACAAGCACGAUUUGGACGCAACUAACUAAAAAGCAUACAAAACAUUGAAAGAAUUCAGCAGCCUUUGUGAUGAGGCAAGUUUUAAAAGGCAAAAAAAGCAGUGCUCCGAGAGCACGACAACUUCCUGUCGCCAUGUAUCGAUUUCCCUGCCUACUAAUUCAAAAAGGAAGAAUGGUAAUGCAAGGGGAUGGGCGAUGGAAACGACAGUUUUACGUUUCAUUGAGCGAAUCUGAGCUGCACAACAAAAAGUACAUAUCCGGAUGGACUGUUUUUGACACUCGGAAAACUAAUUGGAUCAUUAAUGGCAUGAGGACGCUUCAGGGUAUUAUAAGGAAGUUCCAUUAUGAGGGAUACUGCCCGAGAAAAAGCGUGAACGGUCACGAAAAUAUUAGCUUUUAAAGUAGCUCGUCCGUGUUUUUAAGAGACGUUGUAGGAUCCCUUGCGUUCAAUCCUGAUUAGUAAUGUUGGUCAAGUUAAACAUGCUGCUACUACUACUACUACUACUACUACUACUACCACCACCACCACCACUACUACUACUACUACUACUACUACUACUACAACUACUACUACUCUUUCUUACUCCUUGAUAACCCGCGAUUCAUUUUUUCAGCAGUAUCCUUCAUGCCAUUUUAGUUUUGGAGACCUCAUCUUCAAAAGCUACCGCCGUAGGGGUCACCGAUAAGCUGGCCGCGGUUGGAACUGGUCAGGGUGGCGUGGUCUGCAUCUACGAUCUGACUUCUGGCGAUUCUAGAAAGGCUGGGCCGUCUCAUCGGCUCGUCCUGCCGUCCGCCUCGGGUGCAGUGACCGCAUGCUGUUUUUCACGUACCCCAUCGGACGAGAACGUGGCAGUCAGUCAGUCAGUCGGUGCAUCAGAAUCGGAAGUGAGUGUCGAUGCGGACGCCUUCUUCGAGGAGUACGGACUCCUGGCUGGUGGCGCGGAUGGCCAGGUAGCCUGCUGGGAUCUACGGCAUCCGAGGUAGGACUUCAUACCACUCCUCACCAGUAAUGUAACAUGGCAACCAUCUGCGUACAGUGCAUUACGCUAAGCUGAUACGGAAUUGCUCCCAGUCCACUAAAAACUCUUGCCAUACAGAUUCCAGCACCGAGUUACCGUUAUGCUCAUGAUACCCUACUGCAUUGGUGAAGACGGUAGACACCAGGUCUUUUUUACUUAAUCACAUUUAUUCAUCUCUCCCCAAGGUCAGGUUUGUUUUCUCCCCUACACACCGUCGCUCGAGUUCAUUGGCACACACCUGCUAAGGCAUGAUCGCAUCGUCCUUGAAUAACCCACUGUUCUAUUCGUGUGUAUGCUGUACUGCCGUCUUCCUUUCGUCGAAUGCAUUGUACAUGCGGCACUCAGUGAUUGCUUAUCAGAAAUUGCUGUCCCAACUGAGUGUAAUUCAACUCCUGUGGCUCUAACUUCAAGUCACUGACUGAUUUAAGGACGGAUAAUGGCUCCCUUUGGGCUGUCUGCUCGUUUGUCCCUAACCAUAACGUUUGAUGCACUGAAUACGAAGGUGACGGUUACGAGUGGCGUACCUCAGGGCUCCAUUCUUGGUCCCAUCCUCAUCCUCAUAUGUAUUGAUGACUGCAUCCAUGGGGUGGACUGCGUUCGCUGACGACAUGAAACUUUGGAACGUCAUCCGCAACGAGGAGGAUGAGGCAAAUCUACAGGCAAACUUAAACCGUUUCGAGCAAUGGUCAAGUCACUGUCUUCUCCCGUUCAAUGUUGCCGAAUGCAACAUUCUGUGAAUUGGCAAAACCAGCUCGGCGCAUCGGAGGAAGUACCAUCUAAACCACACACCGCUACCAGCGGUAGAGGUUCAGAAGGAUCUAGGUGUGUGAAUAACAUCCUCACUGAAGUCAUUAUUCCACUGCCUGAAGGUAGCGAAAUCCGCAGUGUCCAGCUUAUAUCUCUUCAAGCGGACAUUUUCGAAGAUCGACGAAAAGUGCUUUAGCGAGGUCUUCAGGUUAUUCGUGCGACCACAGUUGGAAUUUUCCAUUCAGGCCCGAUGACCCUGGUCUGUUAAAGACCGUGCCACCAUCAAAAAGUCCAACGACGGGCAACCAAGCUUGUCAGAAGUCAAAAAACCUACCUUACGAAACUCGACUGUCCAAUCUUGACCUCUUUCCCCUGGACUACAGACAGUUAUGUUGCAACUUAAUUCAAACGUUUCGCAUGCUGCGGGGUCGGGGUUGUUGCCUUGCAUCCAGCGACUUUUUUUUGACCGGCCACCACUGCUAGGUUGCGAGGACAUCCCCUCAAACUACUUGUGACUGGGGCAAAAAUGGACGCAAGGAAAUUCUUAGUCAGCCGCAGGAUGAUUAAGGCAUGAAAUGUUCUGCCUGUGGACGUCGUCAUGUCCUCAUCCGUGGACACAUCUAAGAGGAAGCAUGACCGGCACAGGGAUAUGUACCACCACGUCAUCAGAAACUGACAAUUUUUCCCCUUGUACCACGCCGAGCGGGGGAGGAGGAGAGAGUGUAGGUAGAUGCUACGCAAGUCUACUGGCACUAUAAACCCCUGCGUAAGUCACCGUCCCUGCUCCCAACGCUGCUGCAGCUGUGGGGCACACGGUGGACAUCGUCGAAAUCGACGGUCGAACUGUCACCACCCCGAGCGUUACACGUUACAGGACAUGCUACUCCCUAUAGAUAAGUAACAUUAUGCGAUAACGUUUUCGUUAACUGCCUCAGUCGGACGCGCGAACCAAGAAAUCCUAACUGAAGCGUAAGCGUUCGUUCCCAUAUUACGUGGACCACUUCAGUACCGCGUAAUGAUUAUUUUGAAACUUUGACACAGUAUGAAUACACUAACACAUUCAUACAACUUCGUAUAAUUAAUUUCCUACCCUUCUUUCGCACUCGCUUUGCGUGUUGUUUUUUGUUUGUGGCGUUAUUGUAACCAGUAGGGAGUACAAAGGCGUUCGCCGACGUUUCCCUUAAUAAACUGAACUGAACAAAUGUAAACAUGGCCAGUCCCCAGAGUGUUUUGCAAGUCAAGAUUUAGGCAUAACUUGUAUGCUUUCCGUUCUAAGUUUAGCUCUGGCAUUGAGCUUUACGACUAAUUUCUGUAAGGCCACGCUAGUUAGCCGACAGAAUGAUUACGUCUGUACCAACUUUGAGAUCUUAGAGGGCUGGCUGUUCCUUCUAGCUAGGUAUCUCGUGUGCUUGAUGCCUUGCAAGCAAGAAGGUCGCACUUUUGACUUUCAGAGUGAUCCUCCUAGCUCGGGCACCCCUAAGGCAGGAUGGUAAACAUCAGGGGGCGCAGGUUUCAGUUGUCAGUUCCAUCAGCAAACGCAUUAUCCUCCCUCCGAAGUACGUGAACCCUUGUCAUUACCAAUGUGGCGGUGGGGUAAGCUGACUGCUGUAAGUUUUACAGGACCGACCAGAGACCGCCAACCCGGAGGAGACGUCAGACCAGGCCGCCACUGCAAGGGCUCAAAUGAACUCUGCCGAGGUGAUGGCUGACAACACUGGCACUUUUUGGGACCUGCAAUACAGUCACCAAAAUGCUGAGACAGCAAAUGAAGCAGAAAAUCGGUCAACGAUUAGCAAGGCAUUUGACUCUCCGUUUGAAUUUAGCGCGUUAAACGCCUCAACAGUGGUGAACCGACUAAGCUCUCCUAGGCCAAAUUCGUCCCGUUGAAGCCUUUUCUAUUCUCGAAUCACCAUCCUGAAGCCCUCAACAUUACCAACUUGACACUGAUGUCCUAGUUUUGACGCCCUAUUCAUCAGUUACGCAGACAGGUUACUUUUUGACGAGUUGGAACGCCUUUGCUGCCUCUUUUUUUAAUCAUGGCCAAAUUUUGACAAAUGGAAAUGCGCUGCCUACUUGGUACGGCUGUGAUCAGGCCGAAUCUAGCCGCGGAUUGUACCUUCCCAUGCCUCUGGAUCUGUGGCAGCGGAUCUGGACAGUUCGACCCACUCUCAUCUCCAACGAUGGAUACUGAAUAUCGCAGAUCCAAGAGCCACUUCCAUGCCUUGACGAACUGUGCCAAGCCAGGUUUUGAGUUGACCUCCGCUUCGAGGCCUCCAGGUUAACAACGGCGCCAGAUCGAGGUCAGCGGCAGUGAGAUUGUGAGCCGGACAACGGAGAACAUGCCCAAACCGCCUCAGUCGUUUUUUAGAUGACCUUGUAUAUCCUGGUGAUGUCGCAACAAGUGUGAACUGUCUCUUUUGGGACGAAUUCAGUCUGCCGAACUCGAAGAAUAGUCUACUUACUUGAAAUAUCUGGUGCGGCUACGAUCAUGCCUGCUCUAGCCGACCUCGAUGAUGUCCCGAAUAGUACCCCUCCACGCAUGACGAUCCGCAGCAGCAGAUCUGGACAGUCCAACGCAUUCUCUUCUCCAACGAUGGAUACGGAAUGCCCAAUGUUAAAGAACCACCCCCAUGUCUUGACGAACUGUGUCGAGCCAGGUCUUGAGUUGCCUUCGACGGGUUAACGGUGCCGGACCGAGGGCAGUAACAUUGAGCUCCUGAGGUGAGCGACGAAGAGCAUGCCCAAACCACUUCAGUCAUCUUUCUUGGAUGGCCUGGGUUAUCCGUGCUAUGUUGUCACAGCGAGUGCGGACUGUCUCAUUUGAGACGAAGUCCAUGCACUUCACUCGAAGGACAGUCCUCAGAGAACAGUGCUUAAGUUCAUCUAGUUUUUGCUCGUCCUCCAGAUGCACAGUCCAACAUUCACAACUAUAGAAAAAGACUGACACGGUACACGCUAAUCUUUGUGUCGAUGAAAAUGUCGCGCCGGGUCCAUAGACACCUCUAAGACUUGAGAAAAGCGGGCAGACAGCAUCAAUCCUGGAGACAGAGUUAUCCUCACUCUAUUCAUCCGGCAGCAGCCCCGCCCAGAGGUGUCUGAAAAUGUCUUCUUCCUCAUAUUGACAACCAUUAACCGCUAAAGGUACCGUCUGCAGUGAUGGGUGUAGCCUGAAAACACUCUGUUAUUACCAGCGUUUAUGGAUAAACUGACUGAACUCGCGACCACAUUCACCCGUGACACCGGCAGUUCGACUGUCGUUGUCGACGAUGUCCAUCGUGUGUUCCACAGCAAGGUGUGAGCAGGGCAGGCGACUUGCGCAGCAUCUACCGCACUCCCCUCCCCCGCCUAGGCCCGGUGUCAUAACAGAGUCAAAAAGAUCGGAGGCGGGAGAGGCCGAAGGCGGCUGACAUGACGAAUGAACCCGCACCUAGGCGUGCCACCACACGCCCCGGUCCACAACAUACCCCGACCAGGAUAUGCGUGGCACCAUUACCUGCAGACCACUAAGGCUUGCAAUUAGCAAAACGACAUGUCCAGCAACAAAAAAUGCGCUGCAUCACUUGUUCACUCCUGUCACCCCCUCGGAACUUUACUGGUUAUUGUUGGUGGCUGGAGGGAUUGUGGGAUUUCCCCCUUGUUACGAGCCGCGCCCAUCUGACUGAAUAAUCCUCAUCAGAACCGUAAGGGCGUGAACGCUCGGCGUCAGGUGUGUUUGCCCGAUCGCCGGUGCUUCCUGCUUCACCAAUGACGGUGGAUGAUUCUGUGGAGAAACCAUAAUUCCUCUUGUUUCAGCUGCUAGGGGCAGCUGCGUAUACACCGUGGUGUCCAGUGCUUGGUGUGAGGAGUUGGUCUCCCGUCCUUCUGAGCAGGAUGCCUUCCUCCUACCCCAUCAGCUCAGGUGGACCUACGGUGUACUAACUGAAUAGACUUUUUCAGGCGCGUCUCGUUGGCCUUUUUAUUCUUACCCACUCUUUAUGUUGGAAAAUUUCAGCAAGACGGUAUUUGCUCAAACUUCGGGAAAGUCUGGCAUAACGCACUUGAGGACUUAUCGGUGGCCAGGGCGCAGCUUACAUGACCUCGGCGACGAAGGAAAACCGGUGUCCCUUUCAUCCUUCACUGGCCUGUUUGUAGCUCGACGUAAGUCUCCGUGGCGGUCGAUUUUCAUGAAUCAAGCAUCACACAACUGCUAAUUAUUACGGUUUGUUAACGUGGUGACUAAUUUAGGGUGAAUUUCCGUAAUUAAUUGAUUGAUGCACCUGAAAUGUGAGGAAACAUGUCUCUUCAAUCGGUUUUACACACAAAACGCCGAGGCUUCUUUCUACGAGAACGUAGGGCGUUAUCUUAAAAAUGGCACGACCAGGCCUACCACGAGUGGAUAACAUGGUUCAUUUAGUGAAUACUCACCAUAACACGCGCAAGACGCCAGAUAACCUACCAAAGCAACUACUUGAAAACAAACUUGCGGAUUUUAUUGCGCGGUCUUCAGACAGCUUUGUCCUACGGCAACAGCAGACCCUUCUCAGGGUUUCGCACCUACCGUGGCCAAGAUAGACCUUCCAUUCGACGCGAAAAACGAACCGAUAUACAUCAGGUAACUGCGACUGCGGGUCAUCUCCCCACUCUCAACCUGCGGCCCCAUAGCACUUCGCCUCUACCCUCUUCCUCCUACCACUCAUUCCCGCAAAAAAACAUUAAUUAUAAUUCGGUCCGUCAGCCACUUAUCACAGUGUUGCGAUACUUUAUGCAAGUGAAACCGACACUCGGGGAUCGGGAGCAAAUCUGCGCUACAGUAAGUCUGACGCAUUCGAAUCUAUGACGGUGUGCUAACAAACGUAGCCAUGACGACAGCCAACCGACGAGAUAAUUCCGUUUUCGUGGGAGUAUUUUCGAGCGACUAGAGGGCUGCAACGGCUCCUUUCCAGUGUGACCUGCAUGGCAUUCUCACUCGUGCUAGAUUCCAACCGUCCCUAAAGUAGCCUCGUACGCACCUUAGGGAUCAGACCGUGUGCGGCACGCGUAGACGAACCGUUUGGUUUUGGUUACUGCGUCCGCGCCCACCUCCGAUUGUCCCGACACUGCCUUGCCACCGGAGCAAUGUGGGUGAGGAAAGGUGGAGUGAGGUGGGCGAUGUUGGGUGCAAGCCUGCCGCCUCGGCGCCCACUUCAUGGCUUGCAGCGGUCAAACGCCCAUAUUACCUUUUACUCCUUGAUGUUCAGAUUAGAAGUCGGCUGGAUCGCAGUUGGUAGCCAUGCCCCGUAUUGCAGGUGGCUGGGGGGGGGGGUUGUUUACUGGGGCUAUUUUGUGGAGUUCCAUAAUCACAUCUGACCCAUUUGGCUUCCGUUUUACGUUCGAGGUUAGGAUUAGGGUACCGGUUAAUGGUUUCCGAUUUUCGGAUUAGGGUUAUGCCUUUAGGCUUAGGUUUUCGGGUUACGAUUAGGGGUUGAGCGUACAAUUAGGUUUCAGUAUUACGGUUAGGUUUUUUCAGUUACGGCUAUGCCUAGGGGCUACGGUUACGUUUACGAUUUCGGAUAGGAUUGCCGUUAAGGUUAACGGUUAACGUUUAAGGUUGAGGUUAGGAUUGGGGUUAAGGUUAUGAUUAGGGUUAAGGUCGCCGUCCGCUUUCCCAUUCCUGGCUACCAACUGCGAUCUAGCCUAGAAGUCUUUAAAAAAACGUGCGUUUGCCUGGACUGACUUACUGGACUAACCUUGUGUGUUCUCUUUCACAGGAGAUGGCCGAGUCACCCUGCAGCCUCUGGCUGCCAGUGGAUCACAGAGCACAGCUCACCAUCUUCUGGAGCUGACUGGUCCGGAUGUCGACUCAAUUCGCGGGUUUUCGGUGCUGGCACCGGCUGCCACAGCUGGUGACGAGCCCUCUGUCAACGUCUGGUCUGCCACCAAUAGCGGACACUUUUUCCUCUAUCGAAGGCUUACUGUCGAUUCUUUGGUUGCCUGA
Spirometra erinaceieuropaei is the source of this 22432-nucleotide messenger RNA. The record is from the annotation of a GenBank genome assembly. NCBI's taxonomy places the organism in Eukaryota, Metazoa, Platyhelminthes, Cestoda, Diphyllobothriidea, Diphyllobothriidae.